This is a messenger RNA of Durio zibethinus, 837 nucleotides long. Lineage: Eukaryota; Viridiplantae; Streptophyta; Magnoliopsida; Malvales; Malvaceae. The record is from RefSeq and is a predicted model, not a curated record.
UCUUGCUGAUCUUUACAAAGUUGACCGGAAUAUGACAUCUACUCCAUAAUAGGAACAGACCUUUGCGUCAACAAAUUGCUGCCAUGAGGCAAUCCUUCUUUGAUGAGGAAAUUUUGGACAGACAGUUCAUUCAACUGGAGAAGCUAGAGGAUCGAGAGAACCCCAACUUUGUCGAGGAGGUGCUUACCUUGUACUUCAGGGACUCCACUACGCUGCUAGCUACGAUUGAGCGAGAAAUGGAAAAUGUCCCUAUUGACUUCCCAAAGGUAGACAGGAUCCUUCAUCAGCUCAAGGGCAGCAGUGCCAGUAUCGGUGCUAACAAAGUUCGAAAUGAGAUCACCAAGACAAGGGAGCUUUGGCAGCAAGGAAACCGGGAAGGGGCAAAGGCCACCUUCCAGGAGGCACGGAAGGAGCAUGACACUCUCAAAGCAAAGCUCGAGCCGUACUUUCAGCAACUGAGGCAAGCUGGCCCUGCUGAGACAGCAAUGCGUCCCAGGUGAAGCCAUCACGCUAAAGCUGGAGAGUGGAGUGGAGGCAGAAGCUGCUAUUUGAUGGCCCUAGCCCCAGCAAAUCCACCUUUUAAAUGGUCUGGCUCUGGCUAUUAGAACAAAAAUAAAAACUAGGGAUAUCUUUCUUUCUUCUAUGUUUGUUAGUGUCCUUAAUCAGUUUGUUUAGCUAUAUCUUUGAGUUCUUUGUUUCUGGGUUUUGAGGCAAUCUACAGUUCCUCGAAUGGCUUGUCUCUUUCAUUUCUGUGUACCUUUCUAUCAUGUAAUAAGGGUUUGCUUUUGUUACUGUUACUAAUAUAUAUAUAUAUAUAUACUAAUAGUAGCGUAUAUU